This is a messenger RNA of Schistocerca americana (American grasshopper), 2360 nucleotides long. RefSeq names its product ras-related and estrogen-regulated growth inhibitor. The coding region runs from base 133 to 1038 and encodes 301 amino acids. The record is from RefSeq and is a predicted model, not a curated record. NCBI's taxonomy places the organism in Eukaryota, Metazoa, Arthropoda, Insecta, Orthoptera, Acrididae. The transcript is spliced from 8 exons. Gene Ontology annotation, molecular function: GTPase activity; GTP binding.
GCGGCGUGGGGGCGGGAAGCGCGCCAGCCAGUAGCGGCCCGAAGGCGCCCGCGGCCGGACGCUCCCACGCCACAGGUGCUGCCCUCUUUCUGACUACGGGGCAGCUGAACAGGAUGGUAGCUUGGCGCUGAGAUGUCGUCGCCCCUGAGCCGCCUGGGUCUGGGACCCCGCGGUCAGCCGAGGACUCUGCGCGUCAUGGUCCUGGGUCAGGCCGGCGUCGGAAAGUCUGCUCUGGUGGUGAGGUUCAUUACGAAGCGCUACAUCGGUGAGUACGACCCGACGCUGGAGAAGGUGUACCACUUCCAGACUGUGAUGGACGGUGAAGCGGUGCUGUUCGAGAUCCUGGACACCGCUGGACAGUCGCACGAGAGCGAGUGCGUGACGCUGGAGGCGAACAUCCGCUGGGCGGAGGCGUUCGUGCUGAUGUACUCGGUGACGGACAAGUGCUCCUUCGACGAGUGCAACCGCCUCAAGUUCCUCAUCAACUACAACAAGCGCCGGCGCCGGCUCGGGCCCGCCACGCACAAGGAGCCGGUGGGCGAGGCGCCGGUGGUGCUGGUGGGCAACAAGACGGACCAGUGGGGCGAGCGCAUGGUGAGCCGCGAGGAGGGUCUGCGCCGCUGCCGGGACACCGCCUGCGCCGCCUUCCACGAGCUCUCCGUGCGCGAGAGCAUCGAGCAGGUGUGGGCGGUGUUCCGGGACGUGUACCGGCUGUGGCGGCUGCACGCCAAGGGCGCCAGGCUCUGCCGCUCACGCAGCGAACUCUCCUCGGCCGCCGCGGUCGCGCUGCUGGGGCGCCGGUGGACCGAGGUGGAGCUGGAUGAGGAGGGGGAGGCGGAGGCGGGCGGCGACCAGCCGGCGGGGCGCGCGGCCGCUGACGUCAGCGUGGACCCGCUCCCAGCGUUCCGCGCGCGGGCCUCGACGGACGGCCACCUGCUGUCGCGUCCGCGCCUCUGGAAGCUGCCGCACCCCCACAACCAACCGCGCACCGAGCGACGCAUGAGCAUCUCUAUGCGCGGCAACAACGCCAGCUGCUGAGCGGCACUACCUGCGUGACGUCAUCAGCCUCAGGAGCCGGCCGGCCAGACAGUGGAUACUCUAGAUGAUGACAACAACCGGCUCCAAACACAGCUUUCAGCUGCACAACUAGGAACUACUAUCCCUCAAAAAAAUGUUAAAAUGUACCAUGUCAACAACGCAAGCUACACCUACUGAAGAUUGCUGUCAGCUGAGGUCGGCGUGCAAUGCUUCAAUCGAUGAACAAUAAUCUAAGUUUUACUGGUCUCAUUAUCUUCUGUCUCCUAUUUAAGAAAAUUCCGAUAGUCCCACGAGUUACUGUAGCACAUUAAAAUGCCACGUUUCUCUGUUCUCCAAUUAACUUUAAAUGCGAACAUUUUAGGUUAGGCUUUACCGUGACUGUUAUUGACAUUAAAUGAAACAACAAGUUUACUGUUACCAUGCACCGUUUUAUUUAUGACAGUAAACUUGUUGUUUUGUUCUCCAAUUAAGAUGGUUCUUCAAUUUAAAUUCCUUGGCUGGUGAUUUGUACACAAAUGUCCAUAAACGAGAUGCAGUGUAACUGGUUAGGAUUUUUGUACCAUUUUCUGUUACGAAUUCUUUAGACAAGAUUACCGUAAUACUGCUGUAUUGCUAAUUUGAUCUUUUGACAGUUAAGCUGAAUACUUGAAGGUGGAACAAAUUAAAGAUGGUUUAAGCAUUUUUUCUGUUUUUUACUAGAUUGCGGUGACUGGUGCUCGGCAUCUGUCUUGAAUCACCAGGAAAAAAUGCGCACUUCACUUUCAUAUUCCACACGGCUCAACAUCUCUUCUAUGUUGGUGUCCCGUCAAUAUUAUUCAAACAUUUUUUGCGCUGUGCGCUUGCAAAGUUCUGGUAACGAAAGGACUGGUCAGUGUGUAUCUACCCAGUGAAGUCAUGGGCUAUUAAAUUUGUUACAAAUUUGAACCAUUAAUGAGUUUCAUUAAUUGUAAGGCAUGUUCAUCUGAUGUUGGUGAACAGAAAUGAAGUGAAUACGGACAAUGUUGUUAGAAUCUCCAAAUACGAAGAGAAGAAGACAAGGUAUGCCAAUACUUAGUAAUGGGUGUUAUUUUUCUGUAAUCGUAACACUCAACCAACAAAGAAAAAUGAACCAGCAUUGUGAGACAGUUGUGAGUUGAGGCAACAUAUAGUUCUAUGUUUUUAAAUCUUUAUUGAUGUGUCUCCCUUGUGUUUGAGUCAAGAAUCGUAUACGAGACUUCUAUAAACAUUUGUACAAUGAGUGGUAUCAUUUCUUACACAGCAGUAAAGUGAUGUCACAGUUUUGAAAUUCCAUGUUGUCAACUUUUGAUAAACACUAUUCUAGA